Messenger RNA from Trichomycterus rosablanca, 4352 nucleotides. RefSeq names its product aminoadipate-semialdehyde synthase (gene aass). Bases 586 to 3417 code for a protein of 943 amino acids. The transcript is spliced from 22 exons. Gene Ontology annotation, cellular component: cytoplasm. The record is from RefSeq and is a predicted model, not a curated record. Lineage: Eukaryota; Metazoa; Chordata; Actinopteri; Siluriformes; Trichomycteridae. Gene Ontology annotation, molecular function: saccharopine dehydrogenase activity.
AAUCAGCUACUAGGGCAUUGCAAUAUGACAAUACGUUCCACAUUAAUUAUAGUAAUGUGUAGAUUUGGCUGUACUAUUUUGAUUUUGCUACAAACAGAUUAUGAGAUGUCCUGUGUGCAAACCUAAUUCCAAACACGAGGGAUUUUCAGAAAGUUUCUGCACUUUUAUAUGUUUGUUGGAAGCCGUGAGGGUGGGAGGAGUAGUGAUUGGUCAUGUCUGAGAGACUGAGAGAGCUUACAGUCCAGAUUUAGCGCCAUCUGAUUUCCACCUUUUUGGACCACUCAGAGAAGCUUUAAGGGCCAAAGAUUUUCAUGUGAUGAUGAUGUGAAAGCAGUGGUGCAUCAGUGGCUACACACUCAACCAAAAAAAUUUUUUGCUGAUGGCAUUAAAAGGUUGGUACGAUGCUGGAAAAAAUGCAUCAGCAGGUGUCUUUGAAGAAAAGUGUUGUAAUUUGUUUUUGAAAUUCUUAAUAAAUAAAGUUUUUAAAAAGUGUGAAAACUUUUUGAAGAACCCUCGUAUUAAGCACUAUAGGUAAAAUUUGAAUUAAAACAGAAAACAGUGAUUUGUCCCACAUGCAUUUGAACAAUGAAGUGUCUUUACAUGUAUUUGACCAUAAAUUGCACAACAAAGAAAUAUUUACACAAUAUUUAUAUAAACUAUUGCAGAUUAUUGCAUGCACUUUAUUAUGUACCUUAUAUCUUUGCUAUGCAUGGCCAGAAGUCCAAGAGGGAAAAAUGUCCUUGGCCUUUGGAGGAAAGGGAUAACAUUCCUCUCCCCAUCAACUCCUCAGUUCCUACAAUCAUUUUAGUUGUUUUGGGGAGUUACAUUAAUUUCUUUUUUCAGUUCUAUGAGAGGGCAGGAGCCAUUAUACAGGAGGAUAUAUCAGAUGCUUCUCUCAUCGUUGGUGUAAAGAGACCUCCAGAAGAAAAGAUCCUUCCACAUAAAACCUAUGCUUUCUUCUCCCACACAAUAAAAGCACAAGAAGCUAACAUGGGACUUCUAGAUGAUAUCCUUAAGAAGGAGGUGCGACUUAUUGAUUAUGAGAAAAUGGUUGAUGACAACGGCUUCAGGAUUGUUGCAUUUGGAAAGUGGGCUGGCGUUGCAGGAAUUAUUAAUAUUUUGCAUGGUCUGGGUCUGCGCCUGCUUGCCCUUGGACACCACACUCCCUUUAUGCAUAUCGGAAUGACACACAACUACAGGAACGUCAGUCAAGCCAUACAAGCAGUGAGGGAUUGUGGAUAUGAAAUAUCUUUGGGACUUAUGCCCAAGUCCAUUGGUCCACUCACGUUUGUGUUCACUGGCACUGGCAACGUUUCUAAUGGUGCACAGGAGAUUUUUAAUGAGCUUCCAUGUGAAUUUGUAGAGCCACAUGAACUGAAAGAGGUUUCUCAGUCAGGAGAUCUUACUAAAGUAUAUGGCACAGUGAUCAGCAGACACCACCAUUUAAUUCGUAAAAGUGAUGGGGUAUAUGAUCCUUUGGAGUAUGAGCACCAUCCUGAACGCUAUACCUCCCACUUCAGAACCACAAUAGCACCUUAUACAACAUGUUUGAUAAACGGUAUCUACUGGGACCCUCACACUCCAAGGCUGUUGCGGCGUUUGGAUGCACAAAAACUAAUGAGACCUUCCAAAACGUUAGCAUCAACUAUUGAAGGCUGGCCUGUCCUGCCACACAAGUUCUUGGCAAUUUGUGACAUUUCUGCAGACCUAGGAGGGUCUAUUGAGUUUAUGACUGAGUGUACCACCAUUGAGAAGCCCUUCUGUAUCUAUGAUGCAAGCCAGCACAUAGAUCAUGACCGCGUGGAAGGAAAUGGUAUUCUUAUGUGCUCUAUUGAUAACCUGCCUGCCCAACUUCCCAUCGAGGCUACAGAGUAUUUUGGCACUCGUUUGUUCCCCUACAUCUGGGAAAUGCUUUAUUCAGAUGCAACCAAACCAUUGGAUGAAGAGAACUUCUCUCCACAAGUUAGAGAUGCUGUCAUAACAUCUAACGGGAAGUUGACUCCAAAGUUUGAGUACAUCCAGAAACUCCGAGAGCGAAGGGAAUCAGAACAGAUUUUGAAGAAAGGAGGAAUGAAACGUGUCUUGCUUCUAGGGUCUGGCUAUGUGUCUGGGCCAGUCAUUGAGUAUCUCACCAGGGAUCCUGGCACUCAAGUCACAGUGGCAUCAGUGCUUCUGAACCAGGCUGAGGAAUUGGCUGCCAAAUACCCAAACACCAUACCAGUGAUGCUUGAUGUGACCAGCCAAGAGGGCCACCUUGAGUCACUGAUCAAGGACCAUGAUCUAGUCAUCAGCAUGCUUCCAUAUAACUAUCAUCCUUUGGUGGCUAAAUAUUGCAUUAGUAAGAAGGUAAACCUGGUAACAGCCAGCUACCUGUCACCAGCCAUGAAAGAGCUUCAGAAAAGUGCUGAGGAGGCUGGCAUCACAAUUGUCAAUGAGAUGGGCCUGGACCCUGGCAUUGAUCACAUGUUGGCCAUGGAGUGCAUCGACCAGGCCAAGGCAGACGGUUGCACUGUGGAGUCAUACAGCUCUUUCUGUGGAGGUCUUCCUGCACCAGAGUAUUCUGAUAAUCCACUGCGCUACAAAUUUAGCUGGAGUCCAUAUGGAGUGCUGCUCAAUACUGUCAGUCCUGCCAUCUAUCGCAAAGACAAUCAGGUGAUCAGUAUUCCACCUGGUGGCUCUCUAAUGGAAGCCACAGUGCCCAUGGACUUUCUGCCUGGUUUGAACUUGGAGGGCUUUCCCAAUCGAGAUAGCACCAAAUAUGCUGAGCCCUAUGGCAUUGAGUCAGCACACACUCUGAUCAGAGGCACUCUUCGCUACAAGGGCUUUUCCAGAGCAAUGAGCAGUUUUGUAAAACUUGGCCUGAUCAACACAGACCCAUGCCCUAUGCUGGACUGCACAGCCAACCCUGUCUCCUGGAAAGAGCUCCUGUGUAAGCAGAGUGGCUUGUCCUCUGACAUUAGCAAUGACUCGUUUGAGGAAGCUGUGUUUAAUCACAUUGGGAGAGAUGACUUCAGGAUGCAGACUCUAAAAUGGUUUGGAAUGCUGAGUGAGGAGCCUGUGCCUUAUGCUGACACUAUCCUAGCAGCACUCGCUAAACACCUUGAGGCCAAGCUCUUUUUCGGUAAGGAAGAGCGAGACCUGAUCAUCAUGAGAAAUGAUGUUGGUGUCAGGCACCCCACAGGAGAGCUAGAGAUGAAGCAUAUCAGCAUGGUGGUAUAUGGUGAUGCAAAUGGCUUUUCAGCCAUGGCCAAAACAGUGGGCUACCCAGCUGCUAUUGGUGCUCAAAUGGUCCUUGAUGGUGAGCUGAACACUAAAGGACUUGUGGUGCCAAUGACGAAAAACUUCUACAGUCCUGUUCUGAAGAGGCUGCAGCAGGAAGGUCUGCAGUUUACCACCAAAAGCACAGUAUUAGAAUAGCAUGUUUUGUAUACCAUACACAGGUGUACAGAAUGUAAAGAAUGAAACUGUAAAUCAAGAACCAUAAUUAUUUUCCAAAUUAUUUUCUUAGAGAAUAGUUUUUAACUUUUGUGUUAUUAGCUAUUGAAUUAAUUUAAGUAUUUGGGAGUGGUGUGGUCUACACCAGCCCAAUGAUGCAACGGUUAAUUUAGUGAAUUCUGCCGAGAUGUAUUUUUACUAAAUUACAUGAACAUAAAUCUGUAAGAGUCAUGUAAUGCUUUGUGUUAAGAAAACAUAUUUACACUGGAUGUAAAGAUGACUGUAAUGACUUCAAAGUUCACCGGAAUCUUUUAAAUUAUAUUUUGCAAUGUGUGUAUUGUUUGUGGAACACAUUUGAAAUUUUUACCAGUACAUUUUAUGUAAUCAAAUCUCCUAACUAGGACUGUUGUUGCCUAAUGAUUAUCUGCUACUUUAUUGGUUGUCUGGAUGUUAGCACAACAUUUUAAUGAAGCUUGUCAGGGGUGGUAUGGCAAAAAAAACAUGAUAACAGGUGCAUCACUUACACCUAUAAUUAUAGAAAGCACACUUCAUUGCCCAAGAUAAUGAGUUUACUAUACGUUCAGUAGGCUUGUCUAAGACAGCUGAUGUGAUUAAAACAGUAACAAAGCACAUUGAGCAUUAGAAAAAAUUAGGGCCAUACUAAACCAGCAAGAAAUACUGACAUUAAUAUAACAUUGUCUACACCCCAACAUGGACUGUAGUACACACAGACCCUCUCACAUUUAUUCAUUCAUUCAUUGUCUGUUUUACCACCGCUUUAUUUUAUUUAGGGUCACGGUGGGUACUGUUAUUGUACAGAAGUACAAUGCUUUUUCUAAUGUUUUGCAAAUUUGAUUAGAGUCUCUAUUAAUUUAAGUUGAUUAAAUCAAAUAAACUGUGAGAUUUUGACUGACCAA